Molecule: messenger RNA, 3740 nt
Organism: Crotalus tigris (Tiger rattlesnake)
Lineage: Eukaryota; Metazoa; Chordata; Lepidosauria; Squamata; Viperidae
Product: protocadherin alpha-1-like
Exons: 2
Coding region: 364-2814 (816 amino acids)
Biological process (GO): homophilic cell-cell adhesion
Cellular component (GO): plasma membrane
Molecular function (GO): calcium ion binding
Source: RefSeq, a predicted model, not a curated record
AAGAAGUAAAACUACACAUCAGAGAUACAUAAAGGAAUAGCAAGCAUUCCUAUCACAGACACUGAAUAAAGAAUGGAGGUCUGUUUCUCCAUUUUGAAAUGAGGCCACAAGAGGUCGCUGUUUCCUAAGGAAAGCCUCUAAGUGAAACUGAAAAUGCGGAGCCCCUCCCUUAAAGGGACCGACAUUCCUGCCGGCCAGAUCCACAAGGGAAAUAUCGAACAACAGAGAAAUCUCAACAAGCCAAAAUCCAACCUAUGAAAACUUGCCAGUAUGGCUGGGCUACGUGGGCUCCGCUCCUGACCCCUUGAAGGCAAGGUAUUAGAGAAAAAGAGAAGAGCUUGCGGUGCUGUGCCUGUGUCUGCGAUGCUUACCUGGCCGACGGGGCUGCUGCAGCUGCUUCUGCUCCAGACCGCCUGGAAAAUGGGGAGCGGCCAGCUCCAUUAUUCUGUGCUGGAGGAAUCCCAGCACGGCACCUUUGUGGGCCGCAUCGCCCAGGAUCUGGGGUUGGAGGUGAGCGAGCUGGUGCCUCGGAUGUUCCGGAUGCUGUCCAAAGGAGAGGAGGACUAUUUUGAGGUAAACCUGCAGAAUGGGAUCUUGUUUGUAAAUUCCCGGAUAGACAGGGAGGAGCUGUGUGCCAAGACUGCAGACUGUGUCCUUCAUCUGGAGGUGAUUGUGGAGAAACCUCUGAGGUUCUUCCAUGUGGAGGUUGAAGUCAAAGACAUGAAUGACAAUGCUCCCGUCUUCUCUGCCAGGGAACAGAUCCUGAGCAUGGCUGAACUCACAACAGCAUCUGGUACCCGAUUCCCUUUAGAGGGAGCCUCUGAUGCAGAUAUUGGUACUAAUGCUCUGUUAACCCACAGGCUCAGCCCAAACAAAUAUUUUGCUCUUGAUACAGGAAAUGAUGAAGAUGGGAGUACAUCUGUAGUACUUGUGUUAAAGGUUCCACUUGACAGGGAGGAGAGCCCUGUGCAUCAUUUAGUACUGACAGCCACUGAUGGGGGUGAACCAAAACUCACAGGAACUGUUCAGCUGGUCAUCAAUGUGCUGGAUGUUAAUGACAACCCUCCUGUAUUUAAUCAAUCUGUUUAUAGGGUAAAAUUGCUAGAAAACACUUCUAGUGGGUCAUUAGUUAUUACUCUGAAUGCAACAGAUUUAGAUGAGGGGAUUAAUAGGGAAAUAUUGUAUUUUUUUAGUAACAAAGUACCUACACAUGUCUCAAAGCUAUUUAGUAUAAAUUCUGAUAUUGGGGAAAUCAGAAUAAUUGGAAAAUUGGAUUACGAAGAAAGUAAGUUCUAUGAACUUCCAAUUGUAGCAGAAGAUAAAGGCAAUUCUCCAUUAUUUGGACACUGUAAGGUUCUCAUAGAAGUAUUGGACAUAAACGACAAUAUUCCAGAAUUAUCUGUGAAUUCUCUCUCUGUGUCACUGCCAGAGGACUCCCCUCCAGGGACUGUGGUAGCCAUCCUCAGUGCUUCUGACAGGGAUUCUGGCACCAAUGGACAAAUCAACUGUUUCCUCUUGCCCACUGGAGUACCCUUCAGACUCGAAUCCACAUUCAAGAACUACUACUCCCUGACUGUUGGUGCAGUCUUAGAUCGAGAGCAGGUGGCUGAGUACAGGAUGGUUGUGACAGUGGAAGAUCAGGGUGUUCCAGCCCUGUCUUCUAGCAUCAGCCUCUUAGUGCCUAUCAGUGACAUAAAUGAUAAUGCUCCAACUUUUCCACAGCCCUCUUACACAGUCUUUGUGAAAGAGAACAAUCCCCCUGGUGCUCACAUCUUCACAGUAUCUGCCUUGGACCCAGAUGUAGCUGAGAAUGCCCUGAUCACCUAUUGGAUAGAUGAGAAGCUAUGGCCAUUGACAAGCUACAUCUCUGUACAUUCGGAGAGUGGAAAGCUCUAUGCUCUGCAGUCCUUGGACUAUGAGGAGUUGAAACUGCUGGAGUUCCAGGUGAGAGCCAAGGAUGCUGGAAUGCCCUCCUUGUGUGGCAAUGCGACUGUUCAGGUAUUUGUGCUGGACGAGAAUGACAACGCACCUGCCGUGACAGGAUCAUCAGAAGAGAACCUGAUUCUUCUGGUGGUCCCCGUGAUGCCUGGGCAUAUUGUUGGCAAGAUCCAUGCCUUGGAUGCAGAUUCUGGCUACAAUGCGUGGCUCAGGUAUGAACUGGUUGAAGAAAGCAGUGGUCCAUGGUCUGUGGGGCAGUAUAGCGGUGAGGUGAGUACCAAAUAUCCUCUGGAUGAAUCAGAAGGAGGCAAAAUCCAAAAUGUUCUGGUUCUUGUGAAGGACCAUGGAAAGCCUCAGCUCUCAGCCACAGCUACCCUGAGUGUGUCUCUGGUGACAAGUGGUCAGACAAUCAAAACUGAUAUUAAUCUUCAAAGGUCAGGGGAGAGCUUUGUGCCCCUUGUGGACUCGAUCAACGUCUAUCUGAUCAUUGCCAUCUGCUCUGUUUCCAGCCUCUUCUUGCUGGCCAGUCUCAUCUACGUGGCCCUGCGAUGCCACUGCAAGGCAAAGGAAUCCAUGGUUUAUGGCCCUGGCAUGGCCACCCUGGUCUGUGCCAGUGAAGUGGGCAGCUGGUCCUAUUCCAAUCGCCACAGCCACAUCCUGGCAGGGGUGAGCACAGAGGCUGGUGCCAAGAGUGACCUCAUGAUUUUCAGUCCCAACAUUCCUGUCUUUUCAGAUAAUGGGGAACUAAUCAAUGGGGUUGAUGUGCCCCCAGAUUCUGCUAAAAAGGGUGGAGGAGAUGGAACACUGGACAAUUCCAAUUUUAUAAGCACAAACAUUUCUUGUUGGUGGUUUCUACAUUCAAGCUACUCUACCUAAGCAAUAAAAAACUACAGUAAAGGUUUUUGAAAAACAAAAACAGAUAAACCCUCUAGAUCAGGGGUGUCAAACUCGCAACGUCACAUGACGUGUCGUGAUGUGUGAAAAAUAAAGGUACAAAUUUCUUCAUAAUGGUUAGAUGUUUAGUAGGUGUGUGUGUGUGUGUGUAUAAAGGAAAAAAAUGGAAAAUUCUCAUGUGAGGUUAUUUAGCGACAUUAAGUCAUUUGAAAUAAAAAAGAGUAAAGUUUGAAUUUCACUAUCUUUUCUGUCUCAAAAGAUUUAGUACAAGAUUUAGUACAUAAGCUAAGCAUCAUAUGAAAUACACAGAUUAGAUUAAUUGCAACAUAUAAUUUACUUCAGGAAUAAGCCACUUAAGACAUCACAUGAGUUUUGAGAACUUGCUUUUUAAAUUUGCCUAAAAAGUUCAAGAGCUGCAUAUCCAGCCAAGAUCUGAGAAAUAAAACUAAAAAGUACUUCUGCUUUCAUAGCAUUUGAAUAACCUUAUGCAGUUCUUUGGAAUUAAUGUUUGUGAUCUUGGUCAAAAGUCUGAUUCAAAUGGUUUGCAACUAAUUCAACUUUCUCUCACUUGUCUGGUGCUCCUCUAUUGGGAACAAUGGGAAAGAGGGCCAGAGAAGCAGACAAAUAUCCAUUCCAUUCCAUUCCAUUCCAUUCCAUGAAAGCACCAAGGGUUGAAUGUAAGACCUAAAUUAAUAUAAUAGUUAAAAAACAAAAGGAAAACUACACAUCAGAGAUACAUAAAGGAACAGCAAUCCCUCAAAGGAAAAAAGUAUCACAGACGCUGAAUAAAAGAAUGGAGGUCUGUUUCUCCAUUUCGAAACGCGGUCACAAGAGGUCGCUGUUUCCUAAGGAAAGCCUCUAAGUGAAACUGAAAAUGCAGAGCCCCUCCCUUAAAGGGACCGACAUUC